Habropoda laboriosa is the source of this 766-nucleotide messenger RNA. RefSeq names its product short coiled-coil protein B. The transcript is spliced from 4 exons. The record is from RefSeq and is a predicted model, not a curated record. Gene Ontology annotation, cellular component: trans-Golgi network. Bases 307 to 729 code for a protein of 140 amino acids. Lineage: Eukaryota; Metazoa; Arthropoda; Insecta; Hymenoptera; Apidae.
CAGGUGUCAGCGAGAAAGCAAAUGGCGUGCAGUGACAAACGACGUUGAUUCACCGCAAAACUUAAUCGCCAAUCUCGCGAAUCUCUCUCGUUCAAUUCUCGAUCGAACGGUCGUCGUUUCUCACGGUGCAACGAUCCUUCGUAAUUUCGUGGGUUUCUUUCCCCCCCUCUCGGCGAACGUGAUAGCUGUUUCGCGAGCGGUUUUCCCGUGGAAAUCGAUAAGCUUCAAGGGUCAAACGUCGAAUCUUGCGCGCAGGUUUGUUGGAAGUGUGUGUUAUUUCUCUGCUAGAGGAUCUUCCGUGUCAAGAUGUCCACGUCUGUGACGGCCAAGCUUCAAGAUGACAUGAACAGCAUACCGUUGGCCGACGAUGAUCCUCAGGUGAUUAUUCCUGAGGAAGAGGUGUUGGAUAAUAGUUGCCACCUAGCUGAUGCGCUAGGCAGAGGACGCAGCAUGGAUUCUAUUCCAUCUGCAUUCACAAAUGGAAGCUGUAGUCCUAACAGCUUAGACCCUGACAUCAGCCCCGAUGAACAGGAAGAAAAGGCUAGAUUGAUUGCCCAAGUGCUUGAACUUCAAAACACAUUGGAUGAUUUGUCACAGAGAGUGGACAGUGUUAAGGAGGAAAAUCUGAAGCUGAGAAGUGAAAACCAAGUGUUGAGCCAGUACAUUGAGAAUUUGAUGUCUGCAUCGAGUGUUUUCCAAUCCACAAGUCCCAACACCAAGAAAAAGUGAAUUCACGUGUUCAUGCUAGAAAACAAAUGUUGAGGAA